Sinocyclocheilus anshuiensis is the source of this 1389-nucleotide messenger RNA. RefSeq lists its product as uncharacterized. The record is from RefSeq and is a predicted model, not a curated record. The transcript is spliced from 8 exons. The annotation marks the transcript as partial. NCBI's taxonomy places the organism in Eukaryota, Metazoa, Chordata, Actinopteri, Cypriniformes, Cyprinidae.
UACUCCACCAGGAUCUCCAAUCCCUCAAAUCAGCUUUAUGAGGAUUUAGCGCUGGCCUCUGGAGGGCAGGCGAUUGAAGUUACCAAAGCAACACUUCCUCAAGCCACCAGAAUUAUAGUGGAUGCCUCCACAUCUUCUCUAGUAACUGUUUUCCAAGCCGUAAGGAACCCAGGAAAAGAAGAAUCCUUCUCUUUCAUUGUGGACGACUCACUGAAAAAUAUGACUAUCUAUAUUACAGGCACUUCUCUAGUGUUCAACAUCACAAGCCCAUCAGGCGAUUCUCAGACCAAUGAAGGAUUAAACGGAAAACUAGGGUUGGUUGAGCAUGUUGGCAACUUUUACACAGUGCGUCUGACUAUACUUGAUCAAGUAGGCCUUUGGAACAUCAACAUUAGCUCAUUACAGCCCUACACCAUCAAAGUCCUUGGCCAAAGUGACAUUGACUUCCUCUUCAACUUUGUGGAGCUAAGCGAAGGUGCUCAUUCAGGCUACAGUGUAUUGAGUGGCAGACUCCCAGCAAACAGUAAUGUUACACUGUUGCUCACCAUCAUGGGUGGGGACACGGUUACCCCCACAGAGGUGGCUCUUGUGGAAUCAUCAGGAUCCCAGAGUAUUAAUGGAACUCUAGAAAAGAUUGCAGAUGGGAAAUUCUUAGUCACAAUGAACAGUGUCCCAGCAGGAGAAUUUGUUGUCCGUGUGAUGGGGGAGAGGAGUUCUUCACGGUCAUCAAAUGGUGGCUUUCAGAGGCAGUCCAUCACUCAACACAGAGCUUCGAGUCUGGUUAUUACUGCCCGGACAGAUGAGGUGUGGGAGCCUGGGAAGACACUGAGCAUCCCUUUCACAGUGGUGAACAAUAGCUCUGAUGUACUCUUCAGUAUUAAUGCCAGGAAUGACCAUGGGUUUGCCACAGUAUUUCCCAGCACCGUGUACGUUGGAAGUGGGAAUAGUGCAAAUAGCACAGUAACUAUCACUGCACCCCCAAACACUCCUUCAGGCACUCAAGUGACUCUCACCAUUGAGGCAGAAACAUCAGCGAAAAGUGAUUUCAACUAUGUUGUUCUUAAGCUUACAGUUGUUUCUCCGAUUACAGACUUCACCUCUCCAGUCUGUGAGAUUGUUAGCGUAAAUGCUAACUGCUCAGGCAACUGUAGCCUGUCGUCAUGGGAGCUCUCAGCUAACCUUACUGAUGGAAAUGGGACCGGUAUCAUGUCUUUGAUUCUGCGUCAGGGCCUUGGAACCCUCAACACUACAACCAUAAUCGGGGAAGAAGGUGUAAACGUCACUCUUGCAUUCUACAGCGCCUCUUGUUGUUCUGAACAUGACUACAGCAACUACAGCUACAACUACAGCUACAACAACAAUAUCGAUGACUUCCACUCCCUCCACUAA